CAUUGGCUGCCGAAUGCAGUGAGGGCGCUGGGAAAGCGGCGGUGAGGCCCCGCCCUCAUACCGGAGCCAAUCCUGAGCCGCCGAGAGGACGAACCCCGGGAGCGAGGUUCGCGUCGGCGAUUUUCCUGUCUAUAGAUCUUGAUGAAUAAAAUAAAGCAGACAUAAUUCAUCUCUUGAAAGAUUAUUUAUACGCUGGCAUUUGAAAUGCUUUGUAUUUAGAAUAGUAGUAAAAAUGGAAAAAGAGAAAGUAAAUGAUGAUGGAAAACCAGACCCAGAGAAUUCCUUGGACUUUUCUGAACACUUUAACCAACUUGAAUUGUUGGAAACACAUAGACACCUUAUUCCCACUGGUACCCAAAGUCUCUGGGAAGAGAAUUCUGAUGAAGAUGAACAAGAUGAAAAAACUGAAGAGUGGUAUCAAUUGCAAGAAAAAAAAAUGGGAAAAGAUCCAAGCAAAUUGCUUCUUUGGGCUGCUGAAAAGAAUCGGCUUGCUACAGUGCAGAGACUACUUUCUGAAAAGGCCACUCAUGUGAACACUAGAGAUGAAGAUGAGUAUACCCCUCUUCAUCGAGCAGCCUAUGGUGGACACUUAGAUGUUGUCCGCGAGCUGGUUGCACAAGGGGCAGACGUUCAUGCGGUGACCGUGGAUGGCUGGACACCCCUGCAUAGUGCUUGUAAGUGGAAUAAUACCAGAGUGGCUUCUUUCUUACUUCAGCAUGAUGCAGAUAUCAAUGCCCAGACAAAAGGCCUCUUGACCCCCUUACACCUUGCUGCUGGGAACAGAGACAGCAAAGAUACUCUAGAACUCCUCCUCAUGAACCGCUACAUCAAACCAGGUCUGAAAAACAACUUGGAAGAAACUGCAUUUGAUAUCGCCAGGAGGACGAGUAUCUAUCACUACCUCUUUGAAAUUGUAGAAGGCUGCACAAAUUCUUCACCUCAGUCUUAAUGCUUCUAAUAAUUUUCUUAAGUUUCUGAUUACCAGUGCCUCCUUUGUGUGAGAUGUGAAAUAAUCCCCAUAAUACAAAGCUGACAUCAAACGUCUUACUACAGAAAAUCAGUGGAAAUUCAUUAUAAUAUCCUUCCAAGUGAAUUGCUUGACCUUGAUGUCAAAAUAUAUUUGCAAAUUUUUUCGAUAUAUCUUUAAUGAUUUCUGUAGAGUUUGUGAUUUUUAUCAGAAAUAAUUUUAACUUACCUAUACUUAAAAACUUAUCACGGGUUGUACAGAAAACUAACGGUAUUUUUGGUGCUGAUCCAAGAGAAAUGUAUUUUUAAAUAUCCCCCAUCUUGGAUCUUUGUUGAGUAUUUAGUAUAUUGAUAUGUAUUUUUAUAAGGUAAGGUAACUCAGAAUUUAAUUUAAAAGUCUUAUUUAUACUGGUGCAGUUCAGCUGUCUUCUCUGUAUUACCAUAGCCUUUUGCUUUCAUUUUAAACCAUAACAACUAACACGUUAGUGACUUGAAUCUUCAUAAAUUAAAGAAACAUCAAGAAACCUAGAUCUUUGUCUUUUAGAACCUAGACCAUUUUCGGAAAGUAGUUAGCUAGGUGUUCAAGCCAUGAAUGUUAUAUACUGUUAUAUACCUCCCCUGCCACAAUUCACACAAUCCUGUGGACCGUCCUACCUCACCCUGGUCAACCUACACAAUCCUUAUUCUACUGAGGAGUCAACAUGACCUUUUAGACAUGCGCACAACUAUUCCUUGAUCCAAGAGAUCAUAAUAUGUCUGCUAUCCAGCUAGUUUUACCUGCCUAAUCCUGCUGAUUUGGGCACUUUUCAGUCGCUCAAGUUCACAGGAAAUGUUGAUUUCCCAGGGUCUUCAUUUUAUACAAACCAUACAAAGGCAAAAUGACAAGGGAAACAGAAUUCUAAGAGUGAGGGGAUGAUUAUUAUAUUGGGGUUAGAAUCACAAAGUGGCUCAGGCUUUUUUAAAAAGCCACAGUGUGGGUAGUGACAAAAGCAUAAAUAUUCAAAAAAAAUAAAAGUUUUGAACAAC
Ceratotherium simum simum (southern white rhinoceros) is the source of this 1992-nucleotide messenger RNA. RefSeq names its product ankyrin repeat domain 49 (gene ANKRD49). Gene Ontology annotation, molecular function: protein binding. Gene Ontology annotation, cellular component: cytoplasm. The record is from RefSeq and is a predicted model, not a curated record. Lineage: Eukaryota; Metazoa; Chordata; Mammalia; Perissodactyla; Rhinocerotidae.